Messenger RNA from Adineta ricciae, 4221 nucleotides. The record is from the annotation of a GenBank genome assembly. NCBI's taxonomy places the organism in Eukaryota, Metazoa, Rotifera, Eurotatoria, Adinetida, Adinetidae.
AUGUCGACUCUACCCCGAGCGUUAUUGCGUCAUGCAACUAAAUUGUCUUCCAUUCGUCAAUUUCAUAUAACACCACGCGUAUUCCAAGAACGUUAUUACACGAAAAAGCAUGAAUGGGUACAAAUACUCGAUAAUAAGAAAGAGGUUCGAAUCGGUAUUAGUGACUUCGCUCAAAAUGCACUGGGUGAUGUGGUCUAUUGCGAGCUACCUGCUAUUGGUGCAAAAUUCAAACGUGAAGAAACAUUCGCAACAUUGGAGUCGGUCAAAGCUGUUGCCGAUUGCUUCAUGCCGGUGGAUGGUGAAAUUUCCAGUGUCAAUGAGCAGUUGAAAACUCAGGCUGAUUUAAUCAAUAAAAGUCCAUAUGAUAAUGGUUGGCUCGUUCAAGCUAAGAUGAAUAAAACUACACAGGAACAUCUCUUGGAUGAAGGCGAUAGUGGAGGAGCAGGAGAGUCUUCUCAGCAAGUGACCACGAUGAAGUAUGCUGAGAAACCACCACCACCAAGGAAUGAAACUAACCUAUCUGGAUUAAAAAACCAAGGAGCUACUUGUUAUUUAAAUGUACUGAUCCAAACAUUACUUUAUACACCAGAAUUUCGUGAACCUCUCUUUCGACUAACUCCUAAAGAUCUUAACCUUCCUGCGAAUUACAAUGAUCAAAAUGCAUCAACAACAAAUGGAAACAAUAAUCCGAAGAUUCGCAAAAUCAUUGUCGAAUUGCAACGUCUUUUUGCUGAAAUGCUAUUAUUGAAUCAGCAAUCAUGUUCAUCUAUACCAUUGACCAAUAGUUUCGGUUGGCAGUCCAACGAAGCUAUUGAUCAUCAAGAUGUUCAUGAAUUGAACCGUUUACUGUUUGAUGCAAUUCACAAAUCGCUACAAGGAACGAAACAAGCCAAUUUGAUCCGGUUGUGUUAUGAAGGAUCAACGAUAAACUAUACCCAAUGUAAACAAUGUCAAAAUACAUUUAAACGAUCUGAAGAUUACCAAGAUUUGCCACUAGUUGUCCAAGACAGUCCUGGUUUGCAAACAUCUCUAGCAAAUAUAUUUACCAUUUCCGAACAGUUGAUCGGCGAUAACCAGUAUCGAUGUUCAACAUGUGCAAAUAAUCUAUGCGAUGCGGAAAAAUGGGCGAAGAUUAGUAAAUUACCACCAAUAUUGACUUUGCCGCUUCAACGCUUUGUUUAUGACAUUAAAACUGGCAAUCGACAAAAGAAGACCACUCGCUAUGAAUUUCCAUUCGAAAUUGAUCUACGAGAAUAUUGUGAAGAAUCAGUUGCCAAGACAAACUACGAGCUGUUCGCCGUUGUUAUUCAUCGAGGAACAUGCUAUUCAGGACAUUACUAUGGAUACAUCAAAGAUAUUGAUCAAAUCGGAACAUGGGUACGUCCACCACCGAAAUCACCGUUGAUGAAGACAUCACAGAAAGCGAAAUCUUCGAAUGCGGCUAAUACUUCAUCAAAUUCGAAUGAAUCUCAUGAAAGUUCGGAGGAAAAGAUGAGAAAACUGGAUUUAGUUAAAACAUUACUAUUAUCAUGUGAUGAUUGGAUAACAAUCGAAGAUCUUUUGAAAGGUUAUCGUGAAAAUACAACAACAUCAUGGAGUCGCACUCGUGGUGCGCAUGGAACAUUCAGCAAAUUUCUUCGAAGCCAUCCCGAAGUGUUCGAAGUAGACAACAAUCGUGUGCGAUUAGUUGAACAAAAUUAUUCGAUGGAGAUCGAUAACAAUGACACUGACGAGAUGGAAUAUGAAUCAUCACAAAAUGAAGCUCUUGAUGAAAAUGCCGAACACUGGUUCUGUUUUGAUGAUUCGAUUGUCACUUGUGUAACCCGAGAAAAUAUCAAAAAGCAUUAUGAACAAAAUGAAUGUGCUUAUAUGCUGUUCUAUCGACAGAAAGAUCGAAGUAAAUCAAAAGAUGAUUCGGCAAACAGUACGCCCUUUUCAAUACCACAAUGGUUAUUUGAUGAAGUUGUCGAAAAGAAUCGACUUUUACAAGAAGCGCGAGAAAAUUACGAUAAAUAUCAAAACCAAUUCUCAGUGACAAUUUAUCCAAGUGAUUGGUUCGAAAUCGUCGAUGAUUGCCGCUUGAAUUUAAAUAACAAAAAUCAAGUAUUAUUUCCAGAUGGUUACGGUGAACAUGUCUUUGAUAAACGGAUGAAAAUCAAUGAAUUCCUUUCGAAGCUCGAGAGUAAAUACGGCAAUGAAAAUCACUUCUAUGUUGCGAAAAAACUUCGUUCCGGUCAGCUGCAUGUGAUAAGCGAAUUGACCUAUUCGACGAAUGACAAAACCUUAGAUCGCAACGAUCUUGCCACGUAUCGAAAUGUCAUUAUUUACAAAUACCCAUCUUCGUUGCCAGAUACAGUUCUACAAGGUGAAGAAUUCGAGCCAGUCAUGCUUAAUAUUGUGUAUGGCUUCCCUGACGCUCGUAUUCGUGCGCCGAAUUUACAGUCAACGAGAUAUGUAGCUAAAAAUACGACCCUGGCAGAAUUGAAAGAACGGCUUACGCAUGACUAUUAUCGAAAUGCUAAUCCUCAACAAUUGAGACAAAUUCGAAUGGGUAAAUUAAAUCUCGAAGAAAAAAACAAUCGUAAAUCACGUCGAGAAUACAAAUCCGAGGAUGAAAAGCAAACUUUGGCACAAUUGCAUUUACAGGAUGGUGAUACUCUAGGAAUUGAUGAUAAAAACUCAUUCGUAUCGAAUUGGAGAGAUGUAUCGUCAAACAAUACGAAUCUUGGCAAGACUCAAUUGUCUCUAACAGUUAAAAACACUAUCGAUCCAAAUUAUACCAAACCGAUGACUUAUAGUUGUGAAAGCACAACCUCAAUCGGAGAAGUGAAAUUAAUGGCGAUUGAAGCAUUCGGUUUAUCAUUAGAGCCAGAUAUGUGUCGUCUAUUCAUUGACAAUCAUCCCGACGUUGCACAUAUCCCUCUCUACGAUCAUGACAAUGUUGGUGAAAUCAAUUUCAAAGAUAAUAAUACCCAACUGUGUUUGAAAUUUGGUCAGGCAUUACACGAGAAUGAUCUCCUAUUGUACAUUUUAUCAGAUCGUGAACCGAGUUCAUUGGAAUUAGUUGUUGAUCAAAAUAUGACGUUAACGGAUUUAUGGCUUUUAAUCAAACAAGAGUUGAAAAUGGAUUUGGAUGACAAUGAGUAUCAUUUACGUGAAGUUGUAUCAUCAUCCGAAGAUGACGGAGCACCAUUGAAUGAUUUUCAUCAAACGCUAACUAACAAUGGGCUUAGUAAUGGAGCACAACUGACAAUGAGACCUGGAAGUGUACCAACAAAGAAUCAUGUCCGACUAAAAGUCUUUCAAAUACUCGGCAAGACCUAUAAACAACCUGAAGCCAUCCAUACAGCACCGCUUUAUGAAAUGGUUCCAUUUGAUAACGUUUUCGAGUUACCAGUGAUAUCUCCAUUCAAUGUUCUACGUGAACGAAUUGCUCAAACCAUUGAAUUCAAAGUUCCACCUAACUAUGCACGCGACACUAAACCAUUCGAAUUUAUUCGUCUUUAUGAAAUGGACGAUGAUCAACCAGUCUCCAUUAUUCAUGAACCAGUUUUAACUACACUCAAACAAGCUAAAGUUCAAGAUCUCAGUUGUUUUGCAUUUGAAUUAUUAUCUCAUCCGGAGUCCUUAGGAAAAAAAGAUUUACUUCUCAAUAUCGUCUAUGAUAAGAACGAAUAUGGAAGUGAUUUUCAGCAUCAAUUUGAAGUCCAUUGGCCGUUGAAAGAAAAUAUUAUAGCUAAAUACGAAUAUUUGGAACAACAUGUUUUAACGCGCUUGACAUCAUUUAUAACCGAUCAUUUACAUUUUAAAAAUGUUUCGAAACGAGCGCUUAAAGUCACUCUAGCACGUUAUUUUCCUGAUCGUGCUCAGUGGUUAAUCAUUGAUCCGCGUUCGGCAACGAGUUCAAGUCAACCAACGAGUAAAAAGAACAAGACAUCCAACAAUACACCGACGAAAUCUAAUCUCAAGCUUGAACCGUACAAAUUAGAUGAUCUAACUGUUAUCGGCGUACUUGAAGGUGAACAAUUAACAGUAGAAGAUUUCGAUACUCCAUAUGAUCAGAAAAUGAGACGACAGCUCGAACGGGAAACGGAACAACAACGGCUUACUCGCGAAAAAACUCGAACAGAAAAUGACCAGAAUAAAACAAAUGGAUCUAGUGGACGGCGAAGAUCACCGCAGAAUACGAUGAGAAUUGAUGUUGACGACUUUGAUGCUUGA